Molecule: messenger RNA, 2364 nt
Organism: Austrofundulus limnaeus
Lineage: Eukaryota; Metazoa; Chordata; Actinopteri; Cyprinodontiformes; Rivulidae
Product: solute carrier family 35 member E2
Exons: 9
Coding region: 399-1562 (387 amino acids)
Source: RefSeq, a predicted model, not a curated record
CCUGCUAGCAGCCACGUUCAAAGUUUGGCGUCCAGCUUCAUGUAAACCUCAGAGAGCAGUAAAAUUAGUUGGUAUUCGGAGGGUUCGGUCCAAAAAUCGGACAUGUAGCGCAGCAUGGCCGACUGGGCGGGUGUUCUUUUGGAGAAACCCUUGUUUGCCUACGGUGUUACUAACAAAUGCGGCUAGCUAACGUUUGUGCAGCUUCUCUUCUUUCUUUUGGGGAAAUCUCUUCAAAAGUCUCUCUGUCCAAAUCGGUGAUUUACGUAAAGGAGAGGGAGACAUAAUUUGUUGGACACAUCAGAAGAUGGACUGACCCUCAAAACGUCUCACCGACUGCUCCUCUCCUCUGUCGUUACCUGACUGUUGGGGCCCCCGAGGGCCACGAGGCAGCAGGUAAGAUGCAGGGCAGCAAGCAGCAUGCCAGGCAUUCGAUCUGGCACUUCCUGUCGCCGUUCCGCACCCGUCAGGAGAGGGUGGUUCUGACCCGGAGCGAGAGCUUGCCUGGGGAGCAGGUGCUGAAGAUCAUGGUCACAGAGACGACGGUGAUCGAGGCAGAAUACGGGGUGUGGAACUGGCGCUCCAUGUCCUACUUGGGCCUCUGGUACUUCUUCAGCUUCUGCACCCUGUUCCUCAAUAAGUACAUCCUGUCGCUGCUGGAGGGGGAGCCGAGCAUGCUGGGCGCAGUCCAGAUGCUCUCCACCACCUUCAUAGGCUGCCUGAAGAUGUUCAUUCCCUGCUGCCUUUACCAGCACAAGUCGAGGUCCGAGUAUCCUCCCAACUUCAUCAUGAUCAUGCUGUUUGUUGGACUCAUGAGGUUCACCACUGUGGUUCUGGGCUUAGUCAGCCUGAAGAAUGUUGCGGUGUCAUUUGCUGAGACUGUGAAGAGCUCAGCGCCAAUUUUCACUGUCAUCAUGUCCAGGCUGAUCCUCGGAGAGUACACAAGUCUGUGGGUGAACCUGUCCCUGUUUCCCGUCAUGGCCGGCCUGGCCCUCUGCACAGCCACCGAGGUCAGCUUCAACAUGCUGGGCUUCUCCGCCGCCCUGUCCACCAACAUCAUGGACUGUCUGCAGAACGUUUUCUCCAAGAAGCUGCUGAGCGGGGACACGUACAGAUUUAGCCCUCCAGAACUGCAGUUCUACACCAGUGCAGCAGCCGUCAUCAUGCUCAUACCUGCCUGGGUGUUCCUCCUGGAAAUUCCAGCGGUUGGGAAGAGUGGCCAGAGCUUCAUGUUCAAUCAGGACAUCAUCCUGUUGCUGCUGUUCGACGGGUGUCUGUUCCACCUGCAGAGCGUCACGGCCUACGCACUCAUGGGUCGGAUUUCCCCCGUUACUUUCAGUGUUGCCAGUACUGUUAAACACGCCUUGUCCGUCUGGCUGAGCGUCCUCAUCUUCAGCAACCAGAUCACAAUCCUCAGCGCCAUGGGCACCGUCGUCGUCUUCAUCGGCGUCUUCUUGUACAACAAGGCCAGACAGAUCCAGAGGAAGACCCUUCAGGCGAUGGCUGCGGAACAGAACUACAAAGCACAGCUGCAGGACCAGGACUUCCAGGCCUCCCACUCUUAAUGAGAACUCUAAGGCCACACAUUCCAUUAAAGAAAAGAAAAACACAAAAAAACUUCUCCUUUCAGGUUUUAUGCAGCGUUUUGAAAAUAAGGUCAAGCUGCGCUGUCCAACAGGAACUACCAACGGUCCUGUUGAACAUCACAAACUGUAUUUCUUUAUCGUGGGCCUGAUAACCACUACAAGCGUCCUUUUUGGUCUCGUAUCAAUCAGUUAAAAAAAAGAGAAACUCAGGGUGAAUACAGCUUUUUAAAGAAGUGAAGAACAUUUGCAUUCCAGAUUGCCUCAUCCUCCAUCUGUGGUACAGCAGCUGCUAAAUGCAACUGUGAAACACUGAAGCUGCAAGAUUAAAAAAACAAAAGUGAGAUGUUGUCAUCUGCACUGUAUCAUCAGAUGUAAACUGUAACUUAUUUGCAUUUUCAAAUGGGUUUGGUGCCUGAAAUAAAUUUUGUUUGACUUGUUCAGCAAAAACUUGCCUGUUUUAACACAUUUUUAACAAUGUGUACAAUAUUUGAGAGACACUUUCUGCAUUCUAGGAAUGCUGCUUUUCUCUCAUGUAUCCGUAGGUGUUUUUGUUUUUUGUUGUAAAUUUACUUAAUUUGACAUACAGUAUACUGUAUAUAAAACUGAAGCUUGUCGUAUUGCCUCUUGUCUGUCUGUGCCCUUCUUCUGCGACCAAUAAAGAUCAACAAGCAAAGAGAAAAAGAAAAAAAAAAACAUCCGAGUCGAGCGAUCGUCUUUCUUACGUCUUCAGCUGAAAACAAUGACCAGAUUUUUCUAAUAAAAGCUAAAUCUGUUCAUUCUA